This is a messenger RNA of Colletotrichum chrysophilum, 1473 nucleotides long. RefSeq lists its product as uncharacterized. Gene Ontology annotation, molecular function: flavin adenine dinucleotide binding; NADP binding; N,N-dimethylaniline monooxygenase activity. Bases 1 to 1473 code for a protein of 490 amino acids. The transcript has a single exon. The record is from RefSeq and is a predicted model, not a curated record. NCBI's taxonomy places the organism in Eukaryota, Fungi, Ascomycota, Sordariomycetes, Glomerellales, Glomerellaceae.
AUGGCCGAAGAACUCGACAUUCUGAUCUUGGGCGCUGGUAUCUCCGGCGUCAACGCGGCGUAUCGCGUGCGUACGGAGCUGCCAGACAGCAGCUUCGCCGUGCUGGAAGCUCGUGACGUUGUCGGUGGCACGUGGUCCUACUGGAAGUACCCUGGCUUCCGCUCCGACUCCAACAUGACCAACUUUGGGUUCGGGUGGCACCCGUGGCCUCACGACAAGAAGAUCAUCGAAGGCGCGCCAAUCGCUGCGUACAUUGAGGAUGCGGUCAAGACACAUGGCCUCGACAACCAUAUCCGCUACCGCCACAAAGUCAAGUCGUCCAGCUGGGACAGUGAUGAAGCGAAAUGGACGGUGACCUGCGAGACCCCAGAGGGCGAGAAGCAGAUCAAGGCCAAGUUCUUGUUCGUAUGCUCUGGCUACUACUCGUACGAGAAGGCACUUGAGACACACAUUCCUGGCAUCGACAACUUCAAGGGCCAAGUCAUCCACCCGCAGUGGUGGCCCGAAGACCUCGACUACAACGGCAAGAGAGUUAUUAUCAUUGGUUCCGGCGCCACAACAAUGACAUUGUUCCCGAAUAUUGCGAAGACAGCGGGUUCUACCACGAUCCUCCAGCGAAGUCCGUCUUAUGUGUUCGCACUUGCGGCUGAGUCAGGCUUCGACAAGUCGCUGAAGAGGUUUUUGCCUCUCUUCCUCGCCAACUGGAUGAUUUUGUUGAAGGACCUCAUUCUCGAGACAUUCUUCAUCCAGUUUGUCCUAAACUUCCCCGAAGCGGCUAAGAAGUUUCUGAGAAUGGAUGCGAAGCGUCGCUUACCGAAGGGCUAUCCAGUCGACAUCCACUUCAAGCCUCGCUACAACCCCUUCCAGCAACGUCUCAAUAUGUGCCCCGACGGCGAUGUCUUCAAGACACUACACCAGCCAAACACCGAGAUCGUAACCGACCACAUCGACACCGUCACAGCCGACGGCAUCCGCACCAAAUCUGGUCGCCAUCUCCCUGCCGACAUUAUCAUCACCGCCACGGGUCUGCACGUACAGCUCUUUGGCGGCACCGAAGUCACCGUCGAUGGUGUUCCUGUGAAGGUUGGCGAGAAGUACUGCUGGCGCGGAUGCAUGCUGGACGGAGUACCCAACGCGGCUGCCAUUAUUGGCUACGUCACCCAGACCUGGACACCCGGUGCUGACACCGUUACAAGAAUCUGUAUCCGUGUGAUCAAGCAGAUGCAAAAGACAGGUGCUGUCUCAGCCACGCCGGUACUGUCUGAGGAGGAGAAACGCGACGCCCCCCGAUUGCCAUGCGUGGACGCUACGUCCAAUUACUUCAAGAAGGCACAUGGCCGGAUGCCUGUGGUGACGAACCAGGGUCCUUGGUAUGGACGGAAGAAUCUUAUUGUGGACAAGCUUGCUCUGUGGUUUGGUAGUGUGACAGUAGGCAUGGAUUACCGGGUGGCGACGAAGGCUAAGGACAUCUAA